Molecule: messenger RNA, 487 nt
Organism: Aspergillus saccharolyticus JOP 1030-1
Lineage: Eukaryota; Fungi; Ascomycota; Eurotiomycetes; Eurotiales; Aspergillaceae
Exons: 1
Coding region: 142-402 (86 amino acids)
Source: RefSeq, a predicted model, not a curated record
UGGGAGAGGUCCGGGGUUCGAUUCCCCGCAGCUCCAUCUUUUUGUUUUUUUCCUUCUCUUCUUUCUUCUCUUGUCAACUUAUUGAUUUAUUGACUCCUGCAUCAACAGUGGCUCUCUCUACUCACAAGCGUCGAGUAUUUGAUGAUGAAGCAAUUGAAACAUGAAGAUACAUCAUCGUCCACCUCCAUCCCCACCGUGCUGUGCCUCCAUCCACACCGACCGCAUGUUAUCCACCCAUCCCAACGACGUCAACCUCCGCCAUACGGACUGCCCCGGAAUCUUCAUCCACAGCCACCAUCCACCAUCCACCAUCCACCUCUUCACUCCGAUCUCCAUCCCAGACUACUGUCUUCAAAAUGCUUAGUCUCAACAGGCACAUCAAUCAUCAUGACACCCCCAUGACGCAACCAGCGCAGACAAUCAACAUAUAUCCGCCCUCCUCAUCACCCUGCUAGCUAAACCAUUCAUCACAAACCAAGCCAUCUCA